Molecule: messenger RNA, 1383 nt
Organism: Cladophialophora immunda
Lineage: Eukaryota; Fungi; Ascomycota; Eurotiomycetes; Chaetothyriales; Herpotrichiellaceae
Exons: 2
Coding region: 1-1383 (460 amino acids)
Molecular function (GO): heme binding; oxidoreductase activity, acting on paired donors, with incorporation or reduction of molecular oxygen; monooxygenase activity
Source: RefSeq, a predicted model, not a curated record
AUGUGGGUAAUUGCCCUUCAGCGCGGCAGCUUGCAUCGAGACCUUCUUCGACUACACAACAAAUAUGGCCCGGUGGUCCGAACUGCUCCAGACGAAUUGUCGUACAUCGACGCCCAGGCAUGGAAGGACAUCUAUACAUCACGACAGGGUCACGCGCCGAUCGAACGGGGCGGAGUAUGGUUUCGGAAGACGCGCCCAGACGAGCCUUAUAGCAUCAUGGGAAACGAUGAGGACCACCAUGCUCGAUAUCGAAGAGCAUUCAUGGGCGCCUUUAGCGAGAAAGCAAUUAAGGAUCAUUCAACGUUGAUUGAAAGGUAUGUCGACCUGAUGAUGCAGAGAUUUCGAGCCAUGGCCAACGAGAGCGGCAUUACCAAAGUCGAUAUUGUCUCAUGGCUAAACUUUGUAACGUUUGAUAUUUCGGGUGACUUGUCGUUUGGAGAAUCCUUUGGAAGCACAUUGACGGGGAACCCACAUCCUUGGGUUGACAUUGCCUGUCGCUUUGGAAAGGGUAUAGCACUAGUAGCCUCGAUCAACCAUUACGCACCGCUGCAAAGGUUGCUGAAACAUGCCAUGCCGGUCAAAGUCCGCCAGAAGAUGAUCUAUCAUCGAGAACUGAGUGCGCAAAAGGUCCGGCAACGUCUCCAGCUCCAAGAGCAAAGGCUAGACUUUGUCAAUGCGGUGCUCAAAUACAAUCAGGAGAAGGUGGACAAGGUGACAUCGGAAGAACUCGAGCUAAACAUGAGUGUCUUUGUCUUUGCCGGAAGUGAAACAGUCAGUUCGGCAGUUGCGGCUAUAUUAUUCGGACUGUUGGGAGCACCCAAGGCUAUGGCCCGGGUCAGCCAGGAGAUCCGAUCUGCUUUUAGUCGCGAGAACGAGAUCGACGUUGCCGCUACAUCGAAGCUCGAGUACCUGACGGCUGUGAUCAACGAAGGCAUGCGGCUUGGUCCACCCAGUGUCAUAGGGGUCCCUCGCGUUGUGCCAGUUGCCGGAGAAGACAUAUGCGGGAAAUGGGUCCCUGGCGGAACAUUUGUUUCGAUCAAUCAAUAUCCAGCAUUCCGAUCACCAACAAAUUUCAUUGAACCUGAAGAUUUUAUUCCAGAGCGCUUCCUUGGGAGGCAAAGUCCCGAAAAUAACCUGGCAGUCUUUCAGCCCUUCCUUGUAGGACGGCACAUGUGCAUUGGACAGAAAGUGGCGUGGGCGGAAAUGCGGCUCAUACUGGCGAGACUGCUCUACACUUUUGACAUCAGCUGGAACGCCACUCCAUCCAUCCAUGAUUGGGGGGAACAGCAGACAUUCAUUUUUUGGCAGAAGAACCCUCUUGAGAUUCGUUUGAAGCGCAGACGAGCCUGUAUACAAGGCACGGAAUGGUACAGUCCAUGCUGA